UGUGUGUGCACCAUAACUUUGUGGGGUCUGUUAGUUGAACAAUAACAAAAAGGAAUGAAGAAAGGAUGUAAGGAAGAAGGAAAGGAGACAAGGACGCCCCCAUGCUGUGUUGGGUCGCGGCCUGCUGUGUUUCUUCGCCUCCGUUGGGCUCCAUUCACACAGUAAAUAAAAGCAUGGAGGCUGAGCUGUGACUCUCGGGAUCUAACAGCGAACCAGCGGGGGGUGAAGACACCGCCGCAUGCGCUCUCCCUUUCACCACAAACAUACACAGGACGGAAGGAAGCGGGUCCGCGGAGAACCGGAGCCCGGUUUCAGGAGGUAGAAGAGGACCGUAGGGAGCGGGGGCAGCCCUGUGCCGUGCUGAGCCGUGCUGAGCAUGAAGCGGACGGCUGUAGUGGCCAGGCACAAUGGCCUCGUCUCUCCGUUGGGGAACAACAACUCCGGGGCUUCGAGCAUCGUCUCGCCACCGCAGCAGCAGCCCAGAGCCGGUACCGGGGUGUCCGCUGCAGCCGCCUGCGGGGCCGGCUGCGGGAUGGACGGCCUGCUGGAUUUCUCCAAAGGCCCCGCCACCGUCAAAACCGAGCUGGUCUGCAAAUGGACCGAGCGAACUUCUCCCAGACAGAGGCUCGCGGGGCGCGCGGCGACAUCCGUCUGCGACCAAACUUUCAGCUCCAUGCACGAGCUGGUGGACCACGUCACCACCGAGCAUGUAGCCGCGGGGCUCGAGACCCUCAGUCACGUCUGCAUGUGGGACGAGUGUCUGCGCGGCGGGAAGGCGUUCAAAGCCAAAUACAAACUCAUCAACCACAUCCGCGUGCACACCGGGGAGAAGCCUUUUGCAUGCGCAUUUCCCAACUGCGGCAAGAUGUUCGCACGCUCCGAGAACCUCAAGAUCCACACGCGCACGCACACUGGUGAGAAGCCAUUCCAGUGUGAGUUUUGUGAGCGACGCUUCGCCAACAGCAGCGACCGGAAGAAGCAUUCACAGGUCCACACGGCCUCGAAGCCCUACGACUGCAAGGCCCUGGGCUGCACCAAGUCCUACACCCACCCCAGCUCCCUGCGCAAACACAUGAAGGUUCACGUCAAGUCGUCACCUACCUCCGAACCCCGGGACGUGUACGACUCCAUCCCUCAUCAACUCCAACAACCUCAUCAGGUUCUCCUCGAGCCCCUCGACCUUAAAAUGAACCGCCUCUCUCCAUCACUUGCCAAUAGAAACACUCAUUUUCCUCUUCUGUCCAAUCACGGAUAUGAUAUCAGUUCAGCCGGCGAGGUCGACCAUAAGCUGCUGCUGCGGAGUUCGUCUCCGAUGGCGAUGCCUCUGGAUCUCUCUCUGUCGGGCCUCAAGAGUCAGCUGGCCCAGAAGCAGCAGAGUGGUCGGACCCCGCGGAGGAGCCAGCGCUCAGUCAAUCCAGCCUUACCUCAGUUGUCUAACAUUAAGGAGUGGUACGUCUGUACCAGGAGUACAGCACCACACCUUCCUCUACUUCACCCGGACCACAUCAAAUCAGAACCUAGUGAUGACGAGGAGUACGUCACGUAGGAUGGAGGGACGGGUGAAUUUGGACUUGAAGAACAUACAUUGUCAGACCCGGGUCAGGCCAGAGGAUGCUCUGUGGAAUCAUAGAUGCUGUAAAUUUCCAGAACCAGCAGUUGUAUGGUUCAACAUCAAUGACCCU
This is a messenger RNA of Sebastes umbrosus (honeycomb rockfish), 1682 nucleotides long. RefSeq names its product zic family member 2 (odd-paired homolog, Drosophila) b (gene zic2b). Gene Ontology annotation, biological process: regulation of transcription by RNA polymerase II; central nervous system development. Lineage: Eukaryota; Metazoa; Chordata; Actinopteri; Perciformes; Sebastidae. Bases 377 to 1546 code for a protein of 389 amino acids. Gene Ontology annotation, molecular function: RNA polymerase II cis-regulatory region sequence-specific DNA binding; DNA-binding transcription factor activity, RNA polymerase II-specific. The transcript is spliced from 2 exons. Gene Ontology annotation, cellular component: nucleus. The record is from RefSeq and is a predicted model, not a curated record.